ACUUAUAUAUCGUGAAAAAGGAAAAAAAAGAAAUUAAGGAAAACUAAUGUUAAAAUAUAUAAAUACGAAUAGAGAGAAACGUUUUUCGACGUUGUUAUCCGUAUACAAUAAUCGAGGACACGACUUUCACUUUUACAAUGGUAGUUCGUUCGAUCGUUAACACAUCUCGUUACAAAUAUUAAACGAACGUAUGACAUUAAAAUAUUAAACAACAAUAUAUGUAAUUUUAUUCUUUGUAAUAUUUUUGGAAAGAGUUUAACAAAGAACCUGAAGUUAUGAAGUUGAUAAUCAUUUGGCUUUUCAGUUAUCUAACGAUCCAAGCAUUUGCCUAUGAUCCAGACGAUAAAUCUUUAAAAAAUAUCUUAUUAUCUGGUGGUCAAUUUGAAGCAUUUUAUUUAAAGGGAAAAGAAGCUGAAGAACAAAAUGCUGCAAGACCAGCACAUCUUCAUGGAACUUUUCAUCUUUACAGAAAUCCUGCUUUAGUCGAUGCACCUAAUAGUGCCGCUUAUGGUUUUCGAUUUGAUGGAAAACGUCGUUUCAAUUUUAAUUAAUAUAUUUUUUUUCUUUUUUGAACUUCAUAGUAUUAAAUUAAUACUGCAA
This is a messenger RNA of Polistes dominula (European paper wasp), 600 nucleotides long. RefSeq lists its product as uncharacterized. NCBI's taxonomy places the organism in Eukaryota, Metazoa, Arthropoda, Insecta, Hymenoptera, Vespidae. The record is from RefSeq and is a predicted model, not a curated record.